Papaver somniferum (opium poppy) is the source of this 2411-nucleotide messenger RNA. RefSeq names its product beta-amylase 1, chloroplastic. The transcript has 4 exons. Bases 169 to 1944 code for a protein of 591 amino acids. Gene Ontology annotation, molecular function: beta-amylase activity. The record is from RefSeq and is a predicted model, not a curated record. NCBI's taxonomy places the organism in Eukaryota, Viridiplantae, Streptophyta, Magnoliopsida, Ranunculales, Papaveraceae. Gene Ontology annotation, biological process: polysaccharide catabolic process.
UCUACAUCGCUAAAUCCUUCGCAUCAAAAGCUCCACAGAAACACACAAGAAAAAAGUAAAAGGAAGACGAACACAGCGAUAAUCUCUGCAACAACACCGAAACCCUAAUUUCUUAAUUUCAAUUAUCCUCGUACUCAUCAUCAGCUCUUUUCCAAUCUCUAUAAUUUGAUGGCGGGGUUGAGUAUAACACAUCAACUCGGAUCAUUAGCCGGAAGCCCAAUUCAAUCAUCAUCAGAUUCCGGAUUAGAUGCAUCAACAUCAUCGGCAGUGGUAAACGCAGCAGCAGUUUGGAAAUCACCUCAAACAAAUCUACGGUGUAGAAUUCAAGGAGGAGGUACAGAGAUCGAGGCAUUAUCACCACCGGUAAGUCCUUGUAGAUCCCCCGGAUUAAACGGAAUCAGAGCUGAUCUAACGGUUGCUUGUCAAGCAUUUACAACAAUAGACAGAGAAAUGGAAAUGAUGAUGCCUCAGAUAGAAGAAGAAAUGAUGAAAACGAGGAAAUUUAAAGAGGGGGGUGCGCAGGAUAAGGAGAAAGGGGUGCCGGUUUAUGUCAUGAUGCCAUUAGAUAGUGUUAAUAUGAAUAAUGGUGUAAAUAGGAAAAAAGCUAUGAAUGCUAGUUUAUCAGCCCUUAAAAGUGCUGGGGUUGAAGGAAUUAUGAUGGAUGUAUGGUGGGGAUUAGUUGAAAGAGAUGGUCCUGGUGUUUACAAUUGGGGUGGAUACAUCGAACUCAUGGAAAUGGCUAAAAAGCAUGGUUUGAAAGUUCAAGCUGUUAUGUCUUUUCAUCAAUGUGGUGGCAAUGUUGGUGAUUCUUGCACUAUACCUCUGCCAAGGUGGGUGACAGAAGAAGUGGAUCAGGAUCCCGACUUGGCAUAUACAGAUCAGUGGGGAAGGAGGAAUUAUGAGUAUAUAUCCCUUGGUUGUGACACCCUUCCAGUACUAAAAGGAAGAACUCCAAUUCAGUGUUAUGGUGACUUCAUGCGUGCUUUCAGAGAUCAAUUUAAACAUCUUCUUGGUGACACCAUUGUGGAAAUCCAAGUAGGAAUGGGUCCUGCUGGAGAGCUUAGAUAUCCGUCUUACCCAGAGCAAAAUGGUACAUGGAGGUUUCCUGGAAUUGGAGCUUUCCAAUGCUACGACAAGUACAUGAUCAGUAGCUUGCAAGCUGCGGCCAAUGCUGCUGGGAAAUCUGAAUGGGGAAGCACUGGCCCUAGAGAUGCAGGUGAAUACAACAACUGGCCAGAAGAUACCCCAUUUUUCCGUCGUGAAGGUGGUGGUUGGGAUAGUCAGUAUGGUGAAUUUUUCCUCACCUGGUACUCCCAAAUGCUCUUAGAUCAUGGUGAGCGCAUAGUAUCAUCUGCAAAAUCUAUCUUUGAAACUACAGGAGUUAAGAUCUCUGUGAAGGUCGCAGGGAUCCACUGGCAUUAUGGCACCAGGUCGCAUGCCCCAGAGCUCACGGCAGGAUAUUACAACACGCGCUUUCACGAUGGGUACCGACCGAUUGGACAGAUGUUGGCACGUCAUGGGGCGGUCUUCAAUUUCACUUGCAUAGAAAUGCGUGAUCAUGAACAGCCGCAAGAUGCACAAUGUGCUCCAGAAAAGCUCGUAAAACAAGUUGCUUUGGCAACAAGAGAAUUUGGGGUUCCUCUUGCAGGUGAGAAUGCAUUGCCACGUUAUGAUGAGACUGCCCACGAUCAAAUAUUGAAUGCUGCCUCGUUGAAGUUUGAUGACUCAGAAAACGAGAGUGAAAUGUGUGCUUUUACAUAUUUGAGGAUGAACCCGGAUUUGUUCCAACCAGAUAAUUGGAGAAAGUUUGUGUCAUUCGUGAAGAAGAUGAAGGAAGGGAAAGAUGCAAAUCGAUGUUUAGAACAGGUUGAAAGGGAGGCCGAACAUUUUGUUCACGUCACUCAACCCUUGGUGCAGGAAGUUGCUGUUGCUCUAAUGCACUAGAGUGAAAGGGACAUAUAUUUACAUCCACUAGGCUGUUAGAUGUCACCAUAUAGACCUUUUCUCUCUUUAUAUAUUUCAGUAGGAAAGGGGGAUGCUAAAAUCAUGUCUGCAAUAGGAGCACGCCUCAGUUAAACUAAAUGUACUUGUAGGGAAAAUAAUUAACGGAGAGGGUGAAUGUCAGGGUGACUACCUUUCUCCGUCUUCCCGCUUACCUUACAGCGUGUUGUGUAGUGCUGUGCUGUGUUCGUGUAUUAGGUAUCAAGUAGUGUUGUGUUCCAAUUUCUUUGAAGUUCGUACUUACAGGGGGCUAGUUGAUACAGAAUAAUUAUACCGUAACAAUAAUAGUAAUAAUAGUAGGUGCUGUAUUUCGCUGUAAUCCUGAGCUAGAAGAAGAUAAAUUACAGUAUAUUCUUCUUGCUUUUAAUCGCUUAGUGAAGUAAAAGAAUCAAUUUGAACAAUUCGAGUGA